UCCCUCUCGACGAACAACUUUCUUCGCAAACUCUAUCGCUGUAGUCUCUGUUCUUCACGCAACGUUUGAAUUCUUAAUGCGUGCAAACGCACAGGUGAGCUCAGAUUGAAUUUACUUCACGAUCAACUUUAUCUUUUAUCUUCGAUUUUCAGUCGUGAUUCAUGAGGUGAAUUAAAACCUUAAGAAACUUUCAACAUGUGUUUAUAAAAAUAUUAGCGCGCUUUCUUAUUGUCGUAUUCUUGUUUCACAUCUAAUAAACGAAAAAGAUAAAAAUCUAAACAAAAAUAAAGAUUAAAUGAUGAAAAAAACACUGACAUCUUUAUAUGUACGUUCUAAACACAAAUCUAAUUAAGAAUUUUAGAGAAAAUUUGAGAAUUAUGCAAAAAAAUUGCGUACAUUUCAAUAUAUAUCAAAGCAUAAUCCAGUAUUUUUAAUUAAAUUUUAACAUUAGAUAUAUUUACAUAUUAUUAUAUACAUGUACAUAUUUUAAGAACCAAUGAUACGUUUCAAGUAUUAGAUAAUGUGAUGUAAGUACGUACAUCACAUUAUGUACACUUUAUCAUUUUAUUAUCCUGCGUAUCGUAGAAGUUAUUUUUAUAUUGUAACAAAGACAAUACCACAUCUAUAAAGCAGGAAAAAACAAAGUUAUAACUUUGCUAGUUGCUCUACGGGUAGAGAAAGUUGGUAGAUAAAAAUACAUAUCAAGAGAAGCAAUCUCUCUGAGAUCAUUGGGUGAUUUUACUUUGAAACUUCAUCGAGCCUAUUCAAGAAUUCCGAACGCACGUUAUUAUCUAUUCAUUUGACAUGACAGUCAAUUGUUCGUAGCGCAAGCGCAUUUACGUACCGAGUUAUCCUCUGGACUGGUAGGCAGCUCGCUGCCAUCAGUGAUGAAGAAAUACGCGUCCAGUUGUUACGCACGUUUUGCAUCACGUAGGACAAAACCGAUACGUCUCGAAGUCGUACUUUAUAAAAAUGCACGAUAGACUCAGGCUAGAAAUGUACCCAAAUAAAAAUUACGAGAACGACAUAAAAUACACUACACAAUUAAAUCGCGUCAUUUGCAACCUAUUAGGUAUCUGGCCGGAUAUAGAAACCUCGUUUCUUAAAAAUUUCAAGAACGUCUCGCUGAUAUUGAGCUGCAUUUUCCUUCUCAUUACCGAGUUAAUUCCAACAAUCCUGUAUGUAGUGUACAUAGAGAAACGAUUCCGCAUCAGAAUGAUACUCAUACCAUCCAUAAUGUUCACGACUUCAGCGGUUAUCAAGUACUUCAGCCUGAUGCUUAACAAGAACCAAGUGGGAAACUGUCUGACGCAAGUGAAGGACGAUUGGCGAAAUGUCGUAAGUGCGAGCGCACGUCGUUCUAUGAUUAACAAAGCCAGGACUGCAAGGCAUUUGAUCGUUCUCUGCUGCAUAUUCAUGUAUUCUGCCGGCUUUUAUUUUCGUACGAUAGUGCCGCUAUACAAGGGAAAAUCCGUCACCGAUCAGAAUAUCACUAUCAGGCAUUUACCAUGCGCAAGUUAUUUUAUUCUGUUCAAUGGGCAGAUCAGUCCCGCGUACGAAAUCAUAUUCUUUAUGCAGUUCGCCUCUGGAUUUAUCAAAUACACCAUCACGGUGGCGAUCUGUAGCCUCGCCGCUCUUUUCGUUAUGCAUGUAUGCGGACAGCUGGAAAUAUUGAUGGCACUAAUAGAAAAUCUGGUAAAUGAAACGGACGAAAAGAAUUUGGACAGGAUGCUGGGUAUGGCCGUGGAACAUCAAAUCAAGAUGCGGAAUUUCUUACGAUUGGUGCAGAGCACUUUGGAACAUACCAGCUUGUUAGAAAUAACGGGAUGUACGAUAUUUAUAUGUCUUCUAGGACACAGUAUUAUCACGGAAUGGGAAAAUCAAAAUGUUGUAUCUAUGUGCUCCUACGUUAUUCUGCUCACGUCAAUGAGCUUCAACAUUUAUAUCUUUUGUUUUAUCGGUGAACAACUUUCCAUAGAGGGAGAGAAAUUAGCAGUUACAGUGUGUACGUUGGCCUGGUACCGUUUUCCAAAUGCGAAAGCACGAGAACUGAUAUUGGUCAUAGCCAUGUCGAUUGUCCCAACAAAACUUAAAGCUGGGAAGUUCUUCGAACUCUCCAUUAGAACUUUCGGUGAUGUAAGUAACGGGUAUUUUCGUAAAUACGAUAGACUCACGCUAGAAAUGUAUCCGAAUAAAAAUUACGAGAACGACAUAAAAUACACUACACAAUUAAAUCGCGUCAUUUGCCGCCUAUUAGGUAUCUGGCCGGAUACAGAACCCUCGUUUUUUAAAAAUCUCAAGAGCGUCUCACUGAUAUUGAGCUGCUCCUUCCUCCUCGCUAGCGAGCUAAUCCCAACAAUCCUGUACGUAGUGUUCAUAGAGAAACGAUUCCGCGUCAGAUUGAAGCUCAUAUCAUCCAUACUGUUCACGACAACGGCAGUUCUCAAGUACUUUACCCUGGUGCUUAGUAAGAACCAAGUGAGAAACUGUCUGACGCGAGUGAAGGACGAUUGGCGAAAUGUCGUAAGCGCGAGCGCUCGUCAUUCUAUGAUUAACAAAGCCAGGACUGCAAAACGUUUGCUCAUUCUCUGCGGCAUAUUCAUGUAUACUUCCGGUUUGUAUUUUCGUACGAUAGUGCCGCUGAGCAAGGGAAAAUCAGUCACCGAUCAGAACAUCACGAUCAAGCAUUUACCAUGCCCAAGUUAUUUUGUUCUGUUCAAUGGGCAGAUCAGUCCCGCGUACGAAAUCAUAUUCUUUAUACAGUUCUUCUCUGGAUUUAUUAAAUACACCAUCACUGUGGCGAUCUGUAGCCUUGCCGCUCUUUUCGUUAUGCAUGUAUGCGGACAACUGGAAAUAUUGAUGGCACUAAUAGACAAUCUGGUAAAUAAAACGGAAGAAAGGGAUUUAGACAGGAUGCUGGCUAUGACCGUAGAACAUCAAAUCAAUAUGCGGAAUUUCUUACGAUUGGUGCAGAGCACUUUGGAACAUACCAGCAUGUUAGAAGUAACGGGAUGUACGAUAAUUAUAUGUCUUCUAGGACACGAUAUUAUCACGGAAUGGGAAGAUCAAAAUGUUGUAUCUAUGUGCUCCUACAUUAUUCUGCUCACGUCAAUUGGCUUUAAUAUUUAUAUAUUUUGUUUUAUCGGUGAACAACUUUCCGUAGAGGGAGAGAAAUUAGCAAUAACAGUAUGUACGUUGGCUUGGUACCGUCUUCCGAAUGAGAAAGCACGAGCACUGAUAUUAGUCAUAGCUAUGUCAAUUGUCCCAACAAAACUUAAAGCUGGGAAGUUCUUUGAUCUCUCCAUUAGAACUUUCGGUGAUGUAAGUAACGGGUACUUUUUAGUCAAAUAUUAUAAACAAAAAUGUGUACUACAUUCUUUCAGGUCGUUAAGAUGGCUGUGACAUAUCUUAAUUUUAUUCGGAAAAUGAUGGAAUAAUAAUACGACGUUUUACAAAAAUAUCUGUAUUUUUUGGUAGAGAUAGAGAUCUAAUAGAAACAUUAAUUAUUACCACACAUAUUAAUAUAAGAAUAAAAGUAUUGAACUAAAGAAAUGUGACAAAAAUUUAUCCUAAUUUAAGCACACUUGAGAAAAAUGACAUAAUUUGCGAACGUCAAACAUCUUUUCAAUUUUGAUUAGAUUUUUAUAACUUAUGCUAAUAAAACUAAGAGGAAUUGGCAUUAAUAUAAA
Solenopsis invicta (red fire ant) is the source of this 3689-nucleotide messenger RNA. RefSeq lists its product as uncharacterized. NCBI's taxonomy places the organism in Eukaryota, Metazoa, Arthropoda, Insecta, Hymenoptera, Formicidae. Gene Ontology annotation, molecular function: olfactory receptor activity; odorant binding. The record is from RefSeq and is a predicted model, not a curated record. Gene Ontology annotation, biological process: detection of chemical stimulus involved in sensory perception of smell; sensory perception of smell. The transcript is spliced from 8 exons. The coding region runs from base 973 to 3402 and encodes 809 amino acids. Gene Ontology annotation, cellular component: plasma membrane.